AAUACCUGAGAACGCAAAACAGAUAUUGACAGGGCACGCACCAGUUACAUUUCAGAAUGGAAGGAAAAAACUUAAAAUAAUCUUGUUGUAUUUUAAGACUUUGUUGUACUUACUAAAAUAACUUAAAAGUACAGGCCUACUUUUUCAUAUUUAGAAAGUUUUUGUUUGAAAAAGUAGGCUAAGAUUCAAAUAGUAAAUACUGCUCAACAUUUCGAUAGUGAACAUAUCUGUUAUUGUCUGAUUGUGAGAAAUAAAGAAUGGGAAUGAGCGACCUGCUUGAGAUUGCCGCUGCUGAGUUGGCGCAAAUUCUGCGGACACCGUCGGAGCACUUUACUGCCGGCGGCUCCUUAGUGCUGGACUGCAGACCGUUUCUCGCAUAUUCCCGGGCGCACAUCUGUGACUCAAGAAAUGUGAACUGGAACUCCAUGCUCCGCCGGAGGUCCAAAAGCUCAGUGGUUAGCCUGGAGUGGCUGGUGCCGGACAGGACACUGCUGGGUCGGCUGCGCAGCGGGGAGUUCUCACUGGUUGUUAUACUGGAUGAGGAUAGCCCUUCUGUUGCUGACCUGAAAACUGAGAGCCUCGCGAGUAUGCUUCUCACUGCUCUACACGCCGAGGUCGAAGCUGGAAACACGCAGAUGUGCUUCUUACAAGGCGGAUUCGACGGAUUCUUCGCCAUGUACCCAGACCUCUGCGUCAACGCCCCGGCCGCGAGUGGAAACAAUACCGCCGUGAGGGACCCUGAACCAGGCAUGUCAGGAAGAACUACCCCCCUGUACGAUCAGGAUGGCCCAGUGGAGAUACUCCCCUUCCUGUUCUUAGGGAGUGCCCACCACUCAUCCAGACGCGAGACCCUUGCAAAAUGCGGCAUCACCGCGGUGCUCAACGUCUCCUCCACCUGCCCCAACCUGUUCGAGGAUGAGCUUCACUACAAGACUCUGCGUGUGGAGGAUAGCCUUGUGGCCAACAUCCGAGCCUGCUUCCCCGAGGCCAUUGACUUCAUCGAUUCGGUGAAGCAGCAUGGGGGGCGAGUGCUGGUGCACUGCCAGGCUGGCAUCUCGCGCUCGGCCACCAUCUGCCUGGCGUACCUGAUGCACUCGCGGCGCGUGUGCCUGGACGAGGCCUUCGACUUCGUGAAGCAGCGGCGACGCGUCAUCUCGCCCAACCUGGCCUUCAUGGGCCAGCUGCUGCAGUUCGAGACCGACGUGCUGUGCCACUGAAACCCUCGCGCCUCCGAAGGUGCGACGACGCCAGGGAGGGAGCUCCUGCAUCUCAAAUUCCUGAAAGACGCAGUAAGGCCUCAGACAUGCAUACUAAGAAAUGUGGAUGUCGGAAGUGUGAGAAGUGAACUUCGAUGUCAUGCGCAGCCUGCACCUCAAACUCUGUGGAUCCUUUUUACUCACAUUCCUGAAUCUGUUACCACCACAGCCUGUCUGUGACACUAACUUUAUUUGAACAAUAACAAAAAAAACACUGCAAUGUUCAAGGGCAGUAUCUGGUACAUGUCAUUUUUCCCUAGGAGAUUAAUGUAGGUGUGACUGAUAAAUUCAAAAGUGUCAGUCACUGUGCAGUAACUCAUGGACUUACCCACUCUCACAUGCACCAGUGUUAUUUGCCUUAGGGGUGCCUUAGGGACAAGGAUAGGUCAUACUGUAGACUUGCAUCAGUUAACCCACAUAAGCAUCAGCUAGUUCAUGUUCCAGUGUGGCUCUGUAAGGUUUUACACUAGGAUCAACAUUGAUGGGUCUUCAGGCAACCCAGCAAUAUUAAAGAGACAUAAAGAGCCAUAUAUUGCUGUGGUGGGAAGAAAUUAUGCCAUCUCCUUAUUCCAGUAUUAGAUAAAUUUUGCACUAGCAAAAGGGAGAAGCCAUAGCUUUUAUGCGUUUUUUUUACUUUUAUUAAAAUGUAAAUAUCUUAUCAUGAUUUUUUUUACUGAAAGUGUAAAUUUGAAUGCAUUGCAAAAAUGUUCACUGUUCAGCA
Molecule: messenger RNA, 1977 nt
Organism: Megalops cyprinoides (Indo-Pacific tarpon)
Lineage: Eukaryota; Metazoa; Chordata; Actinopteri; Elopiformes; Megalopidae
Gene: dusp2
Product: dual specificity phosphatase 2
Exons: 4
Coding region: 258-1217 (319 amino acids)
Biological process (GO): endoderm formation; protein dephosphorylation; negative regulation of MAPK cascade
Cellular component (GO): cytoplasm; nucleus
Molecular function (GO): MAP kinase tyrosine/serine/threonine phosphatase activity; protein tyrosine/threonine phosphatase activity
Source: RefSeq, a predicted model, not a curated record